Messenger RNA from Lentinula edodes (shiitake mushroom), 648 nucleotides. RefSeq lists its product as uncharacterized. NCBI's taxonomy places the organism in Eukaryota, Fungi, Basidiomycota, Agaricomycetes, Agaricales, Omphalotaceae. The transcript has 4 exons. Bases 1 to 648 code for a protein of 215 amino acids. The record is from RefSeq and is a predicted model, not a curated record.
AUGCUAGUGCAAACAAGCUUUAGCCCGACCAAUUUGGACUCAGGACCUUUCAGUACCGGUGCCGCCAGUUGGAGUUAUGGUACUUAUACUGAGAACUACAUCGGUGGCUUCAACGGGGGUCACCACAAUGGGGAUUAUAGUCACAGCAACAAGCACGCUGAAAGUUCUUGCUACCCUCGCCGUGGCAACCGCGAUGGCAAUCGAAUCUUCUUCUACCAUAAACACCAGCCGUAUUUCGAGUUCACGAACUUUUCUCGCCAUACUGUUUCGUAUGAGGGGAAGAUAUACCCUACAAGUGAACAUCUUUUUCAGGCUUUCAAGUUCAUCGACCAUAAUCCCCACCUCGCGGAACACAUCCGCACUUGCUCGGAUCUUCCCCGUGUAGCUCUCAUUGAAGCCCAUCGUCUCCACGAGAAGCAGAGAUCGGACUGGAGAGAGGUCAAUGUCGAAAAGAUGGAACUCACGCUCUACCUCAAAUUUACCCAACACAGACAACUUAGAGAAAAGUUGGUGUCCACGGGAAAUGCGGAACUCGUUGAGAACUCGGACACAGACAGUUUUUGGGGCAUCGGCCCAGACGGACGUGGACGAAACGAACUCGGGAAGGCUUUGGAGAGGUUACGAGCGUAUUUGCGUGGUGGUGCUUGA